Molecule: messenger RNA, 3065 nt
Organism: Ictalurus furcatus (blue catfish)
Lineage: Eukaryota; Metazoa; Chordata; Actinopteri; Siluriformes; Ictaluridae
Product: sialidase-1-like
Exons: 6
Coding region: 173-1321 (382 amino acids)
Biological process (GO): ganglioside catabolic process; oligosaccharide catabolic process
Cellular component (GO): lysosome; cytoplasm; membrane
Molecular function (GO): exo-alpha-sialidase activity
Source: RefSeq, a predicted model, not a curated record
UCAUGUGACAAUGUUUCAGACGAGGACGUGAACUAGCGACUGUCUUGUUUACACUGUUUGUUUGUUUGUUUGUUGUUUUUUUUUAAUUAAAAGGCAAACCGACCGUGUGUUUGGACCUACAGCGAGCUUUCAGUACAUAAAGAAGUCUCAAGAACCCAAGGAGACAGGCAGAAUGGGGUUAUUUCUGUAUCUGAGUGUAUUCCGGAUGUUCCUGUGGGCUUCUGCACUGCACUCAGAGAUGCAGAUCAAGCCACUGAUUUAUGAUGAGCAGUUGCUGUGGGUGAGCAACGGAGCAGGUGAGGUGAACACGUAUCGUAUCCCUCUGCUGACAUUCACUUCUCGAGGCAGCCUGCUGGCCUUCACCGAGGCCAGGAAAGACUCGUCAGGUGACAUCGGAGCAAAGUUCAUCGCAAUGAAACGCUCCAUAGACAGAGGAGCUACAUGGUCUCCUACAUCCUUCAUAGUGGAUGAUGGCAUUCUGGUGGAUGGCUUGAACCUUGGCUCGGUCGUAGUUGAUGAGCAAACAAAGUCCGUGAUCCUCAUCUACUCUCUGUGCUUCCACCUAUACAAUUGCAACCCCUCCAGCACCAUGUUAGUGGAGAGUCUGGAUGAUGGUUUGACCUGGAGCAAUCCUCGAAAUCUCUCUGUCCAGCUCGGGGUGAAGAGCUUUGCCCCUGGGCCGGGAUUCGGCAUUCAGAAACGCUUGAGUCCAGCAGCAGGCCGUUUGGUGGUGUGUGGUCACGGCACUAUCGAGGGCGACGGGGUUUUCUGUAUCCUGAGCGACGAUCACGGGCGCAAUUGGAGGUACGGAGGCUCACUGAAGAGCAUCCCUUAUAACCAGCCCAAACAGAGCCAGGACUUCAACCCUGAUGAGUGUCAGCCGGUGGAGCUGCAGGACGGCAGCAUCAUGAUCAACGUGCGGAACCAGAACAACUACCACUGCCGCUGCAGGAUGGUGGUGCGCAGCCUGGACGGAGGAGAGACUCUGCCCGUGGAGGAGCUGAAGUUCGACCACACGCUGGUGGAUCCCGUAGUGGCGGCUGGAGCUCUGCAGAAGGAGGACGUGCUGUUCUUCAGCAACCCGGCCAACUCCGAGAAGAGGGUGAACAUGACUCUCCGCUGGUCUUUUACUAACGGGACGACGUGGGAAAACGAGGCCAUGCAGAUCUGGGCCGGGCCGAGCGCGUACUCCUCCAUGACGUCUCUGGUCGGCAACACCGUCGAAGAUAAGAAGUACAUCUACGUCAUCUACGAGAAGGGCCACCUAGAAUCCACCGAGUCGAUCUCCGUCGCCAAAAUCCACCUGUACGGCGGCAGGUAGAGCGAGAAGGCGGUGCGCUGCGGGAAAGAAAAAAGGAAACGGAAGUUAAACGUCGCACGAAAUUCAGGCGUGAUCUGAAUUUGCAGUAAAUUGCUGAGAUUGAUCUGCUUGCUGUUUGCCACACGUGACCAAGGCGUGACUCAUUGUACACGGACAAAGAAAUAGAAAAAGUCCUGGAUACCGCUUGAUCGACUGUCUUCCAAAACUACAGACAAGAAUAUUUGAUUCGGAGCUACGGUAGUUUUACGGAUAUCCAUUUCAAACGAUUGAUCGAUUUUGUUAAUCAUUACUUUUUGAACCGAAUGGUCACUUCUAUCGCUGGUUUUAUUACAUCGACACACGUUUCUGUACGAACUCGUGAACCACACGUUUCAUGUCACGUGACGAUCAUUAGCAUAAGAACUUUGCGGGAUUUGAACUCCGCGAAUGAGUUCAUCAACUCAGGUGUCUUUUGUCCUCUGGCUUUUUCUUUUGAGCUUUAUAGUUUUCUAUAAAACUCUUCAUACAGUACUGGACUUUGGGAAUUCUUGCAGUAUUACCGUAUAGUACGACAAAAUGUGAAUGAAAACCAUUAUACCAUUAUAUAGCUCCAAUAAAUCUACGUGCCAUUCUAGAUUUUAUAUUAAAUAUAUAUUUCUCAGAAUUAUGUCGAAGAUUGCGUGCAUGCGGUGCGUGCGUGCGUGUGUGUGUGUACGCACAGGCAACAGGGCCCAUCCUGUUUGUGAGCUGACCUCAGAUUUAAUGUAUAAGGAAUGAAGUGCUCAUUGGUAUAAACAACUUAAUACGAUGGAGAUUUGUCACGCAUGCGUUUUGAAAUUGGGAAGAAGUCGGAUGUAGAAACGUAACGAGAAUCAGAACCUUUAUCAGAUAUUCAGCAAAUGUACAGGAUACAAAAAAAUCUCCAAAUAAGCACAAGGGCACAGGUUAACUCUUAAAUGUGUAUUAUUAUUUAUUUAUUUAAAAAAAAAAUAAAUACAUUUUGAGAAUUGUUCAACGUUAAAAUUUAGAAAACAUAAAUAAUAAUUCUGAAAAUUUUCCACUAGGUUUCUUUGUUCUUAAAUGAGCAACAGUGUGUUUUUUUUGUUUUUUGUUUUUUUUUUGGAAAUUUUUCAUGGAAUUAGCAAAUACACAACCACAUUAAUAGCAUGAGCUCAUGAGGACUUUCUAAUGAUUUAUUUCAUAAAUAACUCGCUUUCAGUCUAUAAUUUGGGCAACAAGGUUGUACUUUUGUCGGUCAAUGCCAAUGUAUUAUUGAAAAUAAAAGAAAAAAAAGGAUAAGAUUUUUUAUUUGUUGGGCUUUUCUUCAUCUCGUGAUCUUCAGGAAAUUCCAAAUAAGUGUUCAGGUAAUAGGGUUGAGUGAAUUAAAUAAAAUGUACGUUUUUUAUUACAUUUUUUUGUAACCUAUAAUGGGCGACUUGUGGAAAAGGAUGUUUCGAGCAUGAGAUGUUAAAUGGAUUCACACCUUGAUGGAAAAUACUAAUCAUUAAAUCUUAGCUUUCAAGGUUAGGCGGUUACCUGUGUUUGAAAUGUCUUUUACCUUUACGUACAUAUUUGUAAAUAUAAUAUCAGUGGCACACAAAAAUAUCACCUCAAUCGUAGAACGACGCACACGCAGAUAUAUACCACGUGAAUGCUAUAUGUAUAAUGCUACAGUAGGUAAUAAAUAAAGUGGAAUUAGUCUUCUAAAGACUUUCGUGCCACUUUUUGUCGUUAAGUGUACUACAAUACAUCCAUCCAUCCAUUU